AUGGCCAACGAGAAACGAAAAACUCUUCGAUACGAGCUUGCCGGCGAUGAGUCGCCAUACCUUAGCCCGGCGCCGACUUAUUCGAGUCUAAGGAGGGCUGCGAGCACCGGCGACCUGGCAAAUGCUGCCGAGAUGCCAGCUGAGGCUUUGCCCGUGAGCCCUUCAUCUACAUUGGUUGAGUUGGUCGGAAGCGACGUUCAAACCACAGAUGAUGCACGGGUCGAGAUCGACUACAACUCGAAGCUCGUACGCAGCCUCUCAUACCUGUACCGGACGCCUCCCGAAAAGCACCAGCCUCAAGAAACCCCGUCGCCUGAAUAUUCCGAAACCGAAACAACACCAGCCACAUCGUGGACCACGAGACUGAACAUUGUCAUCCAGGUUGUGGGAAGUCGAGGAGACGUGCAGCCGUUCAUCGCCCUCGGCAAUGAGCUCCAGCGACACGGCCACCGCGUUCGACUCGCAACCCAUGACACGUUUGAGAACUUUGUGCGGAAUUCUGGCCUGGAGUUUUACCCCGUCGGCGGCGAUCCGGCCGAGCUGAUGGCCUACAUGGUCAAGAACCCAGGCCUUAUCCCCAGUAUGAAGAGUCUUACAGCCGGUGAGAUUCAGCAGAAGCGCUACAUGGUGCAGGAGAUGCUGGACGGGUUCUGGCAUUCAUGCCUGAAACCGGACACACUGACUGGCCAGCCUUUCGUAGCUGAUGCCAUCAUUGCCAACCCGCCCAGCUUUGCGCAUAUCCAUUGCGCCCAAGCCCUCGGUAUACCUGUGCACCUGAUGUUCACGAUGCCCUGGAGCAGCACCAAGGCCUUUCCGCAUCCGCUCGCCAACUUGAAGAAUGUCGGUAGUGAUCCUCAACUGGCAAAUUAUAUCUCCUACAGCGUGGUUGAGUGGUUAACCUGGCAAGGCCUGGGCGAUAUUAUCAACAAGUGGCGAAAGUCUAUCGAUUUAGAAGAGGUGGCCAUGUUCGAUGCUCCCAUGCUCACACAGACGUUGAAAAUACCCUUCACAUACUGCUGGUCACCGGCCCUGGUGCCGAAGCCGGCCGACUGGCCUUCGCACAUUGAUGUUUGUGGGUUCUUUUUCCGUGACACACCCCAGUACUCUCCGCCACCAGAUCUUGCUCUUUUCCUCGAGACUGGCACGCGACCAGUGUACAUUGGAUUCGGCAGCAUCGUGUUGGACAACCCAGCCAAGAUGAUACAAAUCAUCCUUGACGCGGUUCAAGCGGCCGGCGUCCGCGCCAUCAUCUCCAAGGGUUGGUCCGAUCUGGUAGGCUCGGAGAACAAAAAUGUCUACUGGAUAGGAGAUUGCCCGCACGAGUGGCUUUUCCAACACGUUGCCGCCGUGGUUCACCAUGGAGGCGCAGGAACGACAGCUUGUGGGUUGAGGAACGGGAUACCCACCACCAUUGUUCCCUUUUUCGGAGACCAACCUUUCUGGGGCCAGAUGGUCGCCAACGCAGGCGCAGGCCCUAGCCCCAUAAACCACAAAGAAUUAACAGCAGAGAACCUUUCUCAGGCUAUUCAAUACUGUCUCUCGCACAAGGCCGCUGAGGCUGCUGCGUCCAUCGCCGCAAGGAUGAGGGCCGAGGUGGGCGUCCGAGCUGCUGUGCAGUCAUUCCACCGACAGUUGCCUCUGGAACGGAUUCCAUGCGACCUCAUCAAGAGUGAGCCGGCCGUGUGGCUGUAUAACAAAGCGAGUCGGCCCGUCAGACUUUCCAAGAUGGCCGCAGAAAUUAUACUAGCAAACAAGUCGGUCGAAUCCAAAUCGUUGAAGAUCUACCAGAGCAACCCCAUUAUUAUCGAGACCACGCGAUGGGAUCCCCUUUCUGGGGGAGCAUCGGCAGUCAUGGCAACAGCAACAGAUAUGGCCGGAUCUAUCACGGGCAUGGCCACCAAGCCGAUCGAAGAUCUUGGAGGCCGCGCCUCGGGCGAUUCGGGGAGACCAAUGAGCACCAAAAGCGAGCAAUCUGGCUCGUUGGCAGGCAGGAUGGCAGGCGCAUCAGCCAAGAGCGUAGGCAAAAUCGCGCCCACCGCUCUGAAAGGCAUGGUUGUUGACAUCCCGCUCGCCAUCACCGAAGGGUUGCGCUCAGUGCCUCGCCACUACGGCGGCGGCGUCCGUGACCACGGCCCCGUGACGGAUGCAAAGAGCGGAAUGAUCGUGGCCGGCAAGACUUUCGCUUGGGGUUUUAUCGAUGGUAUCAGCGACAUCGUGGUGCAGCCGUACAAGGGUGCCAAGAAGGACGGCGCUCUGGGAGCCGUAAAGGGCCUCGGCAAGGGAGCCAUGAGUCUGGCGACCAAGAGCGGCGCUGGCAUGUUCGGAGUGUUUGCGUAUCCCAGUGCAGGCAUCAGCAAGAGCCUACGGACAGCGGUGCACAGCACAACCCGCAAGGCGAUAGCUCACGAGCGGCAUAUAGAAGGGGUGUGGAUGAUGGAAAACAUGGGAGCUGACAUGGUGGACUCGGGCGAACUUGUCGCCUCCUUUAUGCGCUUGCAAGCGAACAAAUAGG
Messenger RNA from Ilyonectria robusta, 2512 nucleotides. RefSeq lists its product as uncharacterized. The transcript is spliced from 7 exons. The record is from RefSeq and is a predicted model, not a curated record. The coding region runs from base 1 to 2511 and encodes 836 amino acids. Gene Ontology annotation, molecular function: hexosyltransferase activity; UDP-glycosyltransferase activity. Lineage: Eukaryota; Fungi; Ascomycota; Sordariomycetes; Hypocreales; Nectriaceae. Gene Ontology annotation, biological process: carbohydrate metabolic process.